Plodia interpunctella (Indianmeal moth) is the source of this 5983-nucleotide messenger RNA. RefSeq lists its product as uncharacterized. The record is from RefSeq and is a predicted model, not a curated record. The coding region runs from base 419 to 5725 and encodes 1768 amino acids. Gene Ontology annotation, biological process: DNA integration. Gene Ontology annotation, molecular function: nucleic acid binding. The transcript is spliced from 2 exons. NCBI's taxonomy places the organism in Eukaryota, Metazoa, Arthropoda, Insecta, Lepidoptera, Pyralidae.
GUCGGCAACUUUUUCAUCGAUCAUCAGUUGUACGCGCCCCACCACUGGUAGAUCUCUCUAGAAAAACUGUCUCGUCCACGCGCGCUUGAGAUAGCACAAAUUUAAUAUAAUUAUUCUGUUUUACUGUAAAUCUUUCCAAUAAACGUAUUUUAAUCGUCUAAUAAAAGGAAAUUAUUGAAGAGCACCCCGAAUACUGCACAAAAUUGAUCCUGCGGCCGGAUGACGAAGAGGAUUCUUCAAUCGUGAGAAGACCACGUCGAUGCGAAUACUAUACGUCGUGGACCUCCUAGUCAACGCUAUACGUCUACGUGUGAACCAGAUCAGCAGUUAAACGAAUCGGUUAGUGACGUGUCGGGUGAUUGCCGUUCCAGUCCCGCUUAAAUCGUGAGUACUUUACCCUAUUUUCCAAGCCCACAAAAUGCCUGGUGAUGAUAAUUUAGCUGUGCCUUCAGCACGAUCAGUUUCUCCCUCAAGAAAAGCGAUUAAUUCAAAUAUUUCUGACCUCAAAAAACAAAGAGGUGUCUUGAGAGGUAGAUUGACUCAAUUUUCUAAAUACUUAGAUUUAUUUGAAAAUAAUAGCCCAUCUAAGCUUCAAAUCAAAGAAAUAAAGUUUAGAAUGCAGGCGGCGAUAGAUAUUUAUCAAAAUUUUAAUAAAAUCAAUAGUGAAAUUCUUUGCUUAUCAGAUGAGUCAGUCGAUAACGAAUAUGUCGAGUCAUUUGAGUCGUUAUAUUUUAGCGCUUUAGCUAAUGCUGAAUGCUUAAUCGAAAGUGAUGAGACUGGGGACAGUUCUAGUGAUUUUAGGUCUAGUUCGAAUACGAGUAAACCUCGCGCGCAUGUUAAACUUCCCGAGAUAAAGUUGCCUACCUUCGACGGGCAGUAUGAUCAGUGGCUUGAAUAUAGAAAUUCCUAUAUUACAAUGAUCCACAAACGUACAGAUUUAGAUGCGAUUCAAAAAUUUCAUUACUUACGUUCUUCACUCAGUGGAAGUGCCUUACAAGUUAUUAGUGCAUUGGAAUUUACUGCGUCUAACUACCAACAUGCGUGGGAGUUACUAGAAAACAGAUUUCAUAAUGCGAGACUCCUAGUUCAUAAUCACAUAAAAUCGUUAUUUUCUCUUUCCAAUAUAAAACAAGAAUCGGCCUCACUAAUUCGCAAACUUAUUGAUACUGUGUUACGCAACCUCCGUGCAUUGAAGACACUAGAGGAGCCUGUGGACACAUGGGAUACCUUAUUAAUUUAUUUAAUUGUGUCGAAGCUCGAUUUAGCUACGGAGAGUGACUGGGAAAAACAUAAGGGCACUCUUGUUUUAAAUUCGUCACGAAAGUUGAAAUUAGAUGAUUUGCUAAGGUUUCUUAGGAAUAAAGCGGAUAUGUUGGACAUGAUCAGUGCUAAUCAUAACAAGUUGCAAUCGAAACCAACAAAUAAUGCAACCAAUCAGGCCAAUAAUAAAGUUCAUAGUUAUGUCUCAACAAAUAAUAGUAAUUCCAAAAAUAAAUUCACUAGUAAUAAUAAUAAACGUCAUAAAUGUCCUUCAUGUAACGGUAAUCAUGCUUUGUAUAUGUGUUAUAAUUUUUUGAAUUUAUCUGUACAAGACAGGUCCUUAUUCGUAGAUAAAAAUAAUUUAUGUCGCAAUUGUUUACGAUCUGGACAUGUACUUUCAGAUUGCACGUUUGGCCCAUGCAAGCAAUGUCAGGGCAAACAUAAUAGUCUACUCCACUUUAAUAGUUCUAAUAAAAACAGUGUUAACAGUGACGCCAUGUCCAGUUCUCCCCAGGCUACCUCAAUGCCGACCGCGGCGCUGUUAUCAGUAGGCGGUGAUCCCUUCUAUUCGAAUACAUACACAUGCGCAGGCGAUCUACCACUGCAACCUGUUUUGUUAUGCACGGCAUUAGUGGAUGUGAUUGAUAAAGAUAAUCGUAUGCAUACAGCCCGAGCGCUGUUAGACUCUGGGAGUCAACAUAGUUUUAUUUUAGAUAGAUUAAGAAAACGUCUUAAUGCGCCUCUUAUACAGUCCACUAUUCGAAUUUCGGGUGUCGGACAAUCAGUGUCGCACUCUAAUCAUUUAUGCGAAAUUACUUUUAAAUCAAAAAUAUGCGAUUAUACGGCGAAGGCCAGAUGUAUUGUCUUGCAGCGCAUAACAAACGGUUUGCCCACGACAUGCAUUGAUGAAGCCCUCAUACGAAUGCCAAAUAAUAUUCAGCUUGCUGAUCCGUCUUUCUGUGUUCCUUCAGAUAUCGAUUUAUUGAUUGGUGCAGAUUUAUUUUGGAGUUUGUUAUGCGAAAAUAGGAUUCAAUUAUCGAAUGGUCCCUGCUUACAAAAUUCGAAGUUAGGUUGGCUUAUUUCUGGUCCUAUAAACAACAAUAAAAUUUUGUCUACCAAUCUAGUACAUUGUCAUUUGUCACAAACUCUGAGCGAACAACUUACGCGAUUUUGGGAAAUAGAAGAAAUGCCUCAGUCAGGUAGUCCUCUGACUAACGACGAGCGUUUGUGUGAGGAUUUGUUUGUUAAAACUACUAUUCGAAUGGCUGACGGUAGAUUCUCGGUACGUAUCCCGCUUAAAGAAUCAGCUGACUCGUUAGGCGAUUCUUAUACGUUAGCAAAAAAUAGAUUUUUUUCAUUAGAACGUAAAUUAGAACGUUCUCCUGAUUAUAAACGUAUGUAUGUCGAAUUUAUGCGUGAAUAUGAAGCUUUGGGACAUAUGGAACGCAUAGAUAUGCCCAAAAGCCCUAAUUAUUUUUUACCACACCACGGUGUUUAUAGGGAAGGUGCUGUGACUACUAAAUUACGCGUUGUUUUUAAUGCUAGUGCUGUCACUACUUCGAAUAAAUCGUUAAACGAUAUACAGUUACCAGGUCCAGCACUUCAAAAUGAUAUAUUCGGUAUUUUAUUAAGAUUUCGUCAGUACAAGUAUGUUGCCUGUGCCGAUGUUUGUAAAAUGUUUAGGCAAGUCAUGGUUCAAUCAGAUCAAAGGUCGUUGCAACUUAUAGUUUGGCGUGAAAACCCAACUGAUCCUUUACAGGUCUACCAAUUAACUUGCGUGACUUAUGGUACUGCGUCAGCCCCGUACCUUAGUAUGCGUUGUAUUCGUCAGCUAGCCUCAGAGUGUGAAGAUAAAUUUGUUGCUCGCGUUAUUAAUGAUGAUUUUUUCGUUGACGAUCUAAUAACGGGACACGAUAAUUACAAAACCUUGCUAGACAUUUGUGAGAAAACACGCCAAGUCCUGCAGUCUGGAUGCUUCCCACUCCGCAAGUGGACAUUCAACUCUGACGUCACACGAUGUGCUUCGAUAAAGAAUUUCGAAGGCGAGCAUACUCAAAACAAAACAUUAGGCGUAGGUUGGAACAGCGAUAGUGAUGAGUUACACUUCACUACGAAAAUUGAUUUUAAUUCAGAUAAUUCAAAAUUGAAUAAACGUCAAAUGUUGUCCAUCAUAGCUCAAAUUUAUGACCCCUUAGGAUUAUUAUCAGCAUCUAUAAUAAUUGCAAAAAUAUUAUUGCAAAAGUUAUGGGCUAAUAAACUAAGUUGGGAUGAUGAAGUUCCUCAGGACAUUGCCGAAUCAUGGAAUUAUUUUAUCGGUACAUUAAAGUGCUUAAGCGAAUUAAAAAUUCCACGUUGCGUUUUAAAUACGGAUAGGCAAUAUACUGAGCUCCAUAUUUUCUGUGAUGCUUCUUCGAAUGCAUAUGGUGCAUGUGCCUAUAUACGUACCUAUAGCGAUGGCUCGUCAAAUCCCACAGUAAGACUUCUUUGUGCCAAAACAAAGGUCGCACCUUUAAAGUCACUUACUAUCCCAAGACUUGAGCUGUGUGGUGCUUAUGUAGGUGCUAAAUUGUAUAAACAUAUUGUAGAUUCGUUGAGAUUGUCCUUCACUAAAACUUACUUCUGGACUGACUCGACUAUCGUACUAGGAUGGUUACAAAUGUCUCCACAUUUAUUAAAAACAUUUGUUCAAACUCGUGUAGCAAAAAUUAAAAACAUAACAGAGGAGUCUGAGUGGCUACAUGUACCUAGUAAAGACAAUCCAGCAGAUUUAUUGUCCAGAGGCGUUUAUUUAAAUUUAUUAAUUGAUAAUAAUUUGUGGUGGAACGGACCGUAUUUUUUACAGUCUCGUGAAUUCAGUUUAGAUUUUAUACGUGAUAAUAAUGAGUCGGUAGAAUUAAAUGAUUUGCCUGAGUUAAAGCCUCCUACUAAAGUUAGCUUUGUUUGCAUUCCAGUCGAGAACGAUUUAUUUGAAUUCAAAAGAUAUUCGUCAUAUAUUAAACUUUUACGCAUAGGUGCAUUUGUUUUGAGAUUUAUAGAUAACAUUCGCAGCCGACAUCAGAGCGUCUCAAAACAACAAACCGGUUUUCUAACCACGGACGAGCUGCGUGCAUCACAGGCAUUGCUAGUAAAGUGUGCACAACGCGAAUCGUUCCCGGACGUUUAUGACAAUUUAUUGAAUAAUACGACCGUAAAAACAAAUAAAUCGCAAUGGAAUCGUUUAUCAGGUCUUAAUUUGUUUUUAGAUGAUCGUAAAGUAAUUAGAGUCGGUGGUAGGCUGUCAAAUUCGUCUGAUUUCAACUACGAUAAGAAACAUCCAGUGUUGUUAUGUAAUAAACAUUAUUUUACGUUACUGUUGGUUAGAUACGAGCAUAGACGUUUACUUCAUGCCGGUCCACAGCUGCUAUUGUCUUCACUGCGCGAGUGUUGGUGGCCACUGAGUGCUAGGAACUUAGUAAAGAAAAUAGUUCGUGAGUGUGUUACGUGUGCGCGAAUAAAAGGCAAAAUGUUAUCUCCUAUAAUGGGAAAUUUGCCAUCUGAGCGAUUGGAUGGUGGAUUUCCAUUUAUUACAACCGGCUGUGAUUAUUGUGGGCCACUGUUCAUACUGAACCGGAAGGGCAGAGGAGCCCAGUUAACUAAAGCGUACGUUUGUUUAUUUAUUUGUUUUCUUACUAGAGCUAUACACUUGGAACUUGUUACCAGUCUCACUACUGACGAUUAUAUUUUAGCUCUAAAGCGUUUUAUUAGUAGAAGGGGUAAACCUGAUACUAUUUACUCUGAUAAUGGGAGAAAUUUUGUAGGUGCAGAGAAAGAAUUCCCUAAAAUUUUGAGUGAAAAUUCGGAUAAAAUUAUAAAUUAUUCUACAAGUAAUGGAAUAAAUUUUAAGUACAUUGCUCCGUUUAGUCCCCACCAAGGCGGGCUGUGGGAAAGUGGGGUAAGGUUAUUUAAGUAUCAUUUUAGACGCAUUGUAGGCAACGCGAAACUAACUUAUGAGGAGUUUAGCACAGUUUUGACACAAAUCGAGGCUGUCCUCAACUCCCGUCCUAUGUCUCCUCUUUCCUCAGACCCUUAUGACUUCAACCCGCUAACGCCUGGUCAUUUCCUUAUUGGCCGGCCGUUGACUGCUCCUGCUAGCACCGACGACGUAGCAGCUGCGACAUCUACGACUCCGGCGCUCAACCGAUAUCGACGCAUCGAGCAAAUUCGUUUACAUUUCUGGCAACGAUGGUCGAAAGAGUACAUAGCUGAGCUCCAGACGCGGACUAAAUGGAAGACGAAUAAAAACGAUAUUGCCAUGGACAUAAAGGAUGAUAACCAGCCGCCUCUGAAGUGGAAAUUGGGACGGAUCGUGAAGACUUAUCCUGGUGCGGACGGAGUUUCUCGUGUUGCUGACAUACGGACGGCUACAGGAAUAAUAAGAAGAUCGUUCUCCAAGAUCUGCCCGUUGCCGCUGCAGCCCGAGAGUUGAAUAAAUCCAGAAGACGUCAUACUUUGGAAGUCGGAGUCUUCCAAGGCCGGGGGCAUGUUUAUGAUACCACUAUCGCCAUCUAUGAGUGAGAAGUCGGCAACUUUUUCAUCGAUCAUCAGUUGUACGCGCCCCACCACUGGUAGAUCUCUCUAGAAAAACUGUCUCGUCCACGCGCGCUUGAGAUAGCACAAAUUUAAUAUAAUUAUUCUGUUUUACUGUAAAUCUUUCCAAUAAACGUAUUUUAAUCGUCUAAUAAAA